AUGGAUCGUGCCCAAGCCGUCAGAUCGCCGCUGGACCAACUCGAGGCGCAGGUCAAUCUCGUCGUUAUCGCUGGUGCAAACAACAACUUUCACGAUGCGCUUGAUCAAUUGGAAGGCGAACUGACUCUGGCACGCGCAGUCAUGCGACGUGAUCUCGCUGUAUACCGCUCUCAGCGAGGAGCUCGAGUGAAAGCCGAAGUUACCACUACAGUAGAACCUGCAGGUGGCACAGACAACACAACAGCAAUCAAUCUAGAUGAUGAUAUUGUUAUGGGAGAGUCACCAGUCCAAGAUGCUAAGCCAUCACCACCCAAGGAAGAAAUCUCACCUCCGGAAGGAGAGAACCCCACUGAACGCACUACACCACUUCACCUUGACAUCCCUGGCCAAGAUCACCAAGCCGCGGGUCAUCCGGGCGAUGAGAACACUGGCACGUACAGCAACUUCGAUUUCGAAUCCCUAUUCAACGACCCAAGCAGUGCAGGUGGCGGAUCCAGAGCAAGUCCCAAGAACAUACCCGAUCCUUCACCACCUGCACCACGAGCAGAAGAGGCACCGCCAGUCAACCCUCCAACACAAGACACAAAGCCGCCUCCGACCAGAACGAUGACUAUUCCCGACGACGAACCCAUCAAACCAGCAUCUUUCAACAACGGCAACGACGACUUUGACUUUGCCGAUCUGACAAACUUCGGCCCCGCCGACACAGAUAUGCAAGACACAGAUGGUAUAUCCUCUCUUCUCCCCGGCCUCGAAAGCUAUGCAAACUCCGGCGGUGGCAACGGAGGCACGGAAUCAAAUCCCCAAUCGGUUCCCGCAGACUUUGACAUCUUUGACGCAGCGGGUGUUGGUGACUUUGGCAGUGCUCCACCACAAAAGGCUGAUGCCAAGCAAGAUGCGCAACAGCAGUCCGAGAUGGGCAAUAGAGAUGAUACCUUCGACGACAUUAUGAACUUUACAGAGUUUGACAUGGGCGACUUUUCUGGGAGUGCCGGCGGUGAGGGCGGUGAGAGUAAAUUCGAUGCCUCGUUCUUUGACAUUUGA
Molecule: messenger RNA, 1044 nt
Organism: Aureobasidium uvarum
Lineage: Eukaryota; Fungi; Ascomycota; Dothideomycetes; Dothideales; Saccotheciaceae
Source: the annotation of a GenBank genome assembly